AUGGAAACCGCAUCUCGCUCGACCGAUCGCGAUCUUGAACCCGGCGGCGACAAUGCCUUUGAAGUCCGCUGGGACGAGCACGACACCGAGAACCCGCACCGUCUGACCGCGCGGCGCAAAUGGGCGAUUGAGCUGCUCAUCUGCUCGACGACGCUCUGUAUCACCGUCACCAGCUCGUUAUAUGUCAGCACUCUCCACCAGACCAUGACCGAGCUCCACUGCUCGCGCAUCGUCGCCACUCUGGGCUUGAGCCUGUUCAUCGGCGGACUCGGCUGGGGCCCGCUGGUGCUCUCGCCGGUGUCCGAGUUCUACGGUCGACGCCCCAUCUAUCGCAUCUCACUGCCGUUGUUCGUCCUCUUCCUGGUGCCCUGCGCCGUUGCCCGCAACAUCGAGACCCUGCUCGUUGCGAGGCUUUUGACCGGACUGGCGGGGGCGGCGUUCACUUCGGUCGCGGGCGCCACGGUGGGUGAUAUGUAUACCAAAGACCAACUCCACUUUCCGAUGCUCGUGUACACGGCGUCGCCCUUCACCGGAUCGAGUUUCGGACCGAUGGUGGGAGGACUGAUCAAUUCGUUCGCCUCAUGGCGUUGGUCGUUCUAUACCCUCCUGAUCUGGUCCUCAAUCCAAUGCCUCCUCGUCCUCUGCUUCGUGCCCGAGACCUACCAUCCGGUCCUCCUCCGUCGAAAGGCCCGUCGCCUGCGCAAGGAGACGGGGGAGGAGCGGUGGCAGGCGCCGAUUGAGCGGUUGGAUCGGUCGAUCUUGAUGACCGUCAUCCGCUCGCUCUACCGCCCCUUCAUGCUCCUCCUCCUCGAGCCCAUGUGUUUGAACCUCUGCAUCCUCUCCGCGAUCGCCUUGGGCAUUCAAUACCUCUUCUUCGGCUCAUUCAAGGUCAUCUUCGGCACGGUGAACGGAUGGGGGCUCUGGCAAUCCGGCCUGGCCUUUGCAGGAAUCACCGCGGGGAUGAUCGCCGCCGUCGCCGUAGAUCCCUGGUGUCGCAGACUAUACACCCGCAUGAUCCCCUCCACCAUCGACGCCACCGAUCCCGAGCGCCGCCUCCCCCCCGCGGUAAUUGGCGCGCCGCUUCUAACCAUCGGUCUCUUCUGGUUUGCAUGGACAGCAGUACCCUCCGUGCACUGGUCCGUGCCUAUCAUCGGGAGUUCCCUCUUCGGCGCAGGAAUGAUCCUUGUCUACGCGGGGGUCUUCACCUUCCUCGUCGACGCGUAUUCCGUGUACGCGGCCAGCGCGUUGGGGGCGAAUAGUUUCACGCGAAGCACCUUUGCGGCUGCGUUUCCGCUCUUUGGGUAUCCGAUGUAUCGAACCCUGGGCAAUCCGUGGGCGACCUCGUUGCUGGCGUUCUUGAGUCUGGUGAUGGCACCGUUUCCGUACGUGUUUUUCCGAUACGGAAAGAAAAUUCGACGGAAGAGUCGGUUUGCUACGCGGAAAUAG
Molecule: messenger RNA, 1446 nt
Organism: Aspergillus saccharolyticus JOP 1030-1
Lineage: Eukaryota; Fungi; Ascomycota; Eurotiomycetes; Eurotiales; Aspergillaceae
Product: MFS transporter
Exons: 9
Coding region: 1-1446 (481 amino acids)
Biological process (GO): transmembrane transport
Cellular component (GO): membrane
Molecular function (GO): transmembrane transporter activity
Source: RefSeq, a predicted model, not a curated record